Molecule: messenger RNA, 1710 nt
Organism: Drosophila takahashii
Lineage: Eukaryota; Metazoa; Arthropoda; Insecta; Diptera; Drosophilidae
Product: SCO-spondin
Molecular function (GO): protein binding
Source: RefSeq, a predicted model, not a curated record
AUCGCGUGAGCUUCGUAGGCCACAAAAAAAAAACAAGAUUUAUGCACCCACAAUUAAUUUUCGUUUGGUGAACAGUGAACAGAAACCAUGUUAUAAGAAAAAAACAAAAGCCAACCAAGCCCAAGAAAACCAAAAAAAAAUAUAAAUACAAAAAAGUGUAGUGCAAAAAGAGCAAAUCAUGUGAACAACCACAAUUUAUGCUCGAGUGACAAGAAAAACAACACGAAUUUUUACGUGGCAGUUUAUUUCGCCGAGAAGAUGCCAAUUGAUUUUGAUUUUCGCAAAUUAUAACGAGACAUUUAUAUGAUUUGAUAGCUGGCCAGAAAUUCGCAAACAAUUCCCAGCGGCCAGGCAAGGUCAUAUCGAUUGUCAUCAGCUGCUGUCGGCACACCACCCACCUCCCAGCCACCCAACGCCCCACUGAAAGGCAAACAGAGCGAAUAUGCCAAGCUUGCACAAGACAAGAAGGUGCUUGCACCAGAUGCUGAUAAUAUAUGGACUAAUAUUUGUUUCCAGUGCAACGACACUUGACCAGGAGCCGUUGCCUUUGCCGGAUUUGUGUGAGUCGAUUAAAUGCCCGCCGGAUGGCGAAAUGCAAUGCCCGGCGGACAGUUCUAUACGCCAGAAUCUGCUUGCGGUGGACCUGAUUAAGUCGAAUGCGGUGGAGCUGCCAGGUGAUAUUUCGUCGGGGGACUCUUCGUUAUCCUCGGCAUCCUACAAUAGCAGUCUGAUCUCCGAAGAGGAUUAUGUGCGGUGCUGUGUGAACCGGAAGUGCGUGUGCAAGACCUGCUACAUUCCGGACUGCGACACGGAUGCCGAUGAGCUGGUGGUGGUGGAGCUGGUGGCGGAGAAGAUUCAGACGCCGGGCGAAUGUUGCGGCACCUACGACUGCCGCACGGAGCCCAAUUGCACGGUGGUGCGGAACACCGAGUACCAUUGGCUGAAGCAGUGCCAGCGUUGCAAGUGCGAGUCGGGACUGAAGAUCUGCCACAAGGACUGCGACGACAGGGCCGAGGGUGUUUGCCAGUCGAAGAUUUCGGGGAUGUUCUACAAGGACGGCGAGACGUGGACGGAAAACUGCAAGACGUGCGAGUGCGAGAAGGGGGAGCCCAAGUGCACGAUGUCCUUCUGCGGCAACCUCAACUGCCCCAGCGAGCGACAGGUGAUGCUGAAGGACACCUGUUGUCCCGUCUGCUGGCCUAAGUGUGCACCCAUGCCGCACGAGACCUACGGGGAUUAUGUGGAUGAGUCCGAGGCACCAGAAACAGAAACGGAACCUGAAACAGAGGAAGAUCCUUUGCCACCACUGUUGCCUGAUCCACUGACCACACAGCAAAGUGCCGAGUUGAUAGCCACUAGCACCACCACAACCACCGCUGCACCACCACUAACCGCCAUUACCAACAUUUGCAACAAUGCCUUCGACCAACCGAAUGUCGUGGAGGUGCUCAAUCCCACCAACUACUUCUCCUGGCUGCUGGCCUACGCGGUUCUGGCCUCCAUUAUUAUCGUGGUCAUGGGCUUCUAUAUUUACCUGCAGCGGGCCAAGAAACGUUCCUACGAUCCGGUCUCCAUUCUGGACCACAGCAUCUAAGCAAGAGAUCUUUCGAAAUACUACUAAGAACACAGCUAAAAAAAAAGAAAAGUAAUUUAGAUCUAAGUAUUCCGUUCCGCCGUUUUCCAACCUACAAUGUGGUUUGCUUUUCGAGU